CGUAUUGCUCAUGCAAUUAUUUAGCUGAAAUCCAAUUGAAAUCAAAACAUUUCAAACAAAAAAUAAAUUUUGUUCGUAAAACCGACUUAAUAACUGGAAAUCUAAGGAAUUUUAGUACUAACAUUACUGAAUGGCAGGUGCAUAAAUUUCGGUGCUAUUUGGUCUUCAAAAACUCUAAGAUAGCUAGCGAAACGCGUGGUAAAAGCAUCCCAUAGGAAACCAAUACCACAUUGAGAUAAACAAACAUGGAACCACUAGAACCAGAUGUUAUUACCACCCAAACCAAGGAGCUCACGGCAGCGGAGAAGCAAAAAUUGGAAGACCAAAACAAACGUGGUUUUGUGCCCGAGUUCAAGGCCAACAAGCUGGAGAUAGAUGCCCAGAGGAACUGGGAUAUAUUCUACAAGCGGAACGAGACUCGCUUCUUCAAGGAUCGCCACUGGACGACGCGGGAGUUCCAGGAGCUACUGGACCAGGAGGCGUCGGGCGACAAACGAACCCUUUUCGAAGUGGGCUGCGGAGUGGGCAACCUGGUGUUCCCGCUGCUGGAGGAGCAAACCAGCGAGGAUGGUUGUUUCACUAAUGGUAGAUUCUACUUCUAUGCCUGCGACUUUUCACCCCGAGCCGUGGACUUUGUGCGCUCCAAUCCGCUGUACGAUCCAGCCCAGAUAACCGCCUUUCAGUGCGACAUCACGACGCAACAGGUGCACGAGCACAUCCCAGCCAGCAGCCUGGACGUGUGCACCCUCAUCUUUGUGCUCUCCGCCAUACAUCCACAGAAGUUCCGGGAGGUCGUGCAGAACCUGUGGAAGCUACUCAAACCAGGAGGACUGGUGCUGUUCAGAGAUUACGGGCUGUACGACAUGGCGCAGUUGCGCUUCAAGCCAGGCAACAAGAUCGCCGAGAACCUCUACGUGCGGCAGGAUGGCACUCGCAGCUACUUCUUCUCGGAGGAAGAGGUAUCUCAGCUCUUCCAGGAAAACGGCUUCGAGGUACUCAGCAAUGCCUACGUCCACCGACGAACGCUCAAUCUCAAGGAAGGCGUGGAUGUGCCGCGCAUCUUUCUGCAGGGAAAGUUCAGAAAGAAGCACCUCUGACCAACACAAACCAAGGAUCAUUGUUACGUAUUUAGUUGUUGUAUUUAUUUUAAAUCAAUAACAUGGUUCAAGUCAACGUUCAAUAAAUAUUUGUAUGUAUAUAUUAGUUUA
Molecule: messenger RNA, 1208 nt
Organism: Drosophila biarmipes
Lineage: Eukaryota; Metazoa; Arthropoda; Insecta; Diptera; Drosophilidae
Product: tRNA N(3)-methylcytidine methyltransferase METTL6
Exons: 2
Coding region: 246-1097 (283 amino acids)
Source: RefSeq, a predicted model, not a curated record